UGUAAAAUUUCUUUCUUUUUAAAGAUCACUAUAAAAUGCCUCCAAAAAACAAGGAGAAGAAAAAACGAAAAAAAAGUGCAAAGAGCGAUGGCCCCUCACUGGAAGAGAAGUACCAACAAACAUUACAAAAAAUUGACUCUUUACAAGACCAUUUGACUGUCCGAAAUGAAAUUGCUAGAAGAUCUCAAGCAACAUCCCAUGGCUUAAGAGAAAAGAUAAAGGAAGCGAGUGACUGUAUCGAAGAAGAAAAGAAGAACAAAUUAGACAUCUCGUCUGACUUAAUCCGUCAAUACAAAAGCAUGCAAGCAGAACUCACCAAUAAAAUUUGUUCACUUGAAUCAAAUCUGGAAAAUGUGAAGGAAAAAUUGUUGAAAACUCAAAAUGAACUAAAAGCAGAGGAAGAGGAGAAGUUAAAGAUUAUUAAAGAAAAGGAUGACAUUAUUGCUGAAUUAGAGUACAAAAUUGAGCAUAUGGAGUCUGCGUAUGAAAAUGUUUUGCAUGAUGCAUUUGAUAUGCUGACUGAAAGGUUUGACAGUGCUAGAAUUGCCUGGAAAGCCGAAGCAACAGAAAUACAGCGUAAAAACAAAGCUCGAUUACUUGAGUUUGGAUUAAAACCUUUAUAUAUAUAAUGAACUAAUGCAUGUAGCUAUUGCUGAAUUAAAGUGAUUGGUAUGGCAUGUCAAUCAUCUUUAGUGUAGUCAUUUGGCAUAUAAAGUAUAUACAACACAUAUGUAAUCUGUAUGGUUUUAUUGAUAGAGACUGGAAAAAUUAUUUUCAUAAAUAACAUAUACAUGCUGUACGUUUAGAACUUGUUUGUGUAACACAUUUAACAUCAGAUUUUUGUAUAUGUUUUUGUACUGUACAUUACAAAUAAUUUUGGUGUGUGUAUAUGGAACUAAUAGAACUAAUAUAUAGAAGUAAUUACACUAUGCUAAUUACACUGAACUAAUUACCAUUAUAACUGUGUAUGAACAACUUAUAAAAUAAUCCUAAUUAUAUUAUGACUGAUCUAAUAAACCCUAAUAAUACACUUCUCCUGAGUUACAUGUUUUAUAAUUUUACAAUUUUGGUGUUUUGACUUUAGGAUCUUAUUCAGCAAUAUUGAAUGCUGAAUUUAAUAUAUACAAAGAAAUGUUUUUCAAAAUGCUGGUUACUUUGUGGUAACAAAGAAAGUACUAGAACAAUAGUCACUGAUUCUCUCAAGUAUAUAAUUUUUAUAAGAAAUGGAAGAGAAUGUUCCAUCCUUACUUAAAAAAAUGACUUCAGUUAGUUAUGUCAGGACUUAUUUUCACAAAUUACUAAAUCCGUAAUUUUUCACUAGGAAUAAUUUUGCGGAUUGCACAUUUUGAGAUAUUUGUUAAACUGUUAUAAUAUCUGAAAUUUUUUUUAUAAAUUUUGAUUGUAUACCUAAAUCAAAAUACCAAGGAUGCUUACAUAAUGUUUAAAAUAACUUUAGAAUAUCACAACAAUGGUACCCACAACAAAGCAAAUUCCUUCAUGUAAUUAGGAAGACAAAAAUUGCUUGCUUAAAUGACAGAUUACAUACAUAUUCAUUAUAGAUUGCAUAUGUUGAAAUAUUUGUAUCUAAAUGUAAAAUUUCUUUUUUUUUUAAAGAUUGUAAUAAAAUGCCUCCAAAAAACAAGGAGAAGAAAAAACAAAAGAAAAGUGCAAAGAGCGAUGGCCCCUCACUGGAAGAGAAGUACCAACAAACAUUACAAAAAAUUGACUCUUUACAAGACCAUUUGACUGUCCGAAAUGAAAUUGCUAGAAGAUCUCAAGCAACAUCCCAUGGCUUAAGAGAAAAGAUAAAGGAAGCGAGUGACUGUAUCGAAGAAGAAAAGAAGAACAAAUUAGACAUCUCGUCUGACUUAAUCCGUCAAUACAAAAGCAUGCAAGCAGAACUCACCAAUAAAAUUUGUUCACUUGAAUCAAAUCUGGAAAAUGUGAAGGAAAAAUUGUUGAAAACUCAAAAUGAACUAAAAGCAGAGGAAGAGGAGAAGUUAAAGAUUAUUAAAGAAAAGGAUGACAUUAUUGCUGAAUUAGAGUACAAAAUUGAGCAUAUGGAGUCUGCGUAUGAAAAUGUUUUGCAUGAUGCAUUUGAUAUGCUGACUGAAAGGUUUGACAGUGCUAGAAUUGCCUGGAAAGCCGAAGCAACAGAAAUACAGCGUAAAAACAAAGCUCGAUUACUUGAGUUUGGAUUAAAACCUUUAUAUAUAUAAUGAACUAAUGCAUGUAGCUAUUGCUGAAUUAAAGUGAUUGGUAUGGCAUGUCAAUCAUCUUUAGUGUAGUCAUUUGGCAUAUAAAGUAUAUACAACACAUAUGUAAUCUGUAUGGUUUUAUUGAUAGAGACUGGAAAAAUUAUUUUCAUAAAUAACAUAUACAUGCUGUACGUUUAGAACUUGUUUGUGUAACACAUUUAACAUCAGAUUUUUGUAUAUGUUUUUGUACUGUACAUUACAAAUAAUUUUGGUGUGUGUAUAUGGAACUAAUAGAACUAAUAUAUAGAAGUAAUUACACUAUGCUAAUUACACUGAACUAAUUA
Hydractinia symbiolongicarpus is the source of this 2542-nucleotide messenger RNA. RefSeq names its product coiled-coil domain-containing protein 153-like. The transcript has a single exon. NCBI's taxonomy places the organism in Eukaryota, Metazoa, Cnidaria, Hydrozoa, Anthoathecata, Hydractiniidae. Bases 36 to 629 code for a protein of 197 amino acids. The record is from RefSeq and is a predicted model, not a curated record.